Messenger RNA from Porites evermanni, 468 nucleotides. The record is from the annotation of a GenBank genome assembly. Lineage: Eukaryota; Metazoa; Cnidaria; Anthozoa; Scleractinia; Poritidae.
AAACAGGCACACUCGGAAAGCCUUCCAGUGAACCUGGACAAUGUUAAUGAAGACAACGCCCCGUCAGACCAUGCUUCGUUGUCCUCUAUCGAGGAAAUGAUUGAGUCAGAUCCUGAGCCAAACGAGUCCAGCUUCCAACAGAACACUGGCUUCAGCCAAUCUCAGCCUUCAGCCAUGAAGGCCAUUGUGACUGAUUUGGUCCACUCUGCAAUAACAACGUUUCAAACUUCGCCAGCCGCUCAUCUUCCUUCUGCCUUGACUCAAAACCUCUUCACAUGUGGCACGGCUUCCCCUCUUCGUCUUUCUACGCCAAUAGACAUUGACUUUGCCUUACUUUUGCCUAACACACUAUACCAGUCCCAGACCCCUGAAAUUCAGCUCCGUUUGGAUGACUCGUCCUCAGGCCGCAUGGGUUCUGUGGUUACCAUAGUCAGAAAGAAAAAACCGGUAAUUGAUAUAUUUCCCUAG